CCUCCCCGUUUACCAGAGUGCGGAGACGCUGCUCCCCUGCUGCCCACACCAGUGCUCGCUCUGUGUGGUGGGCACUGCCGUGGGGCGAGGAAAUGGCCAUGGGGCUUUGGGGGCCAGGCGUGAGGGGCCCCGCUUGGCUCAUUAACUUGUGUCCCAGGUCAAAAACAUGUCUGAGGCCCCUAGCAGCUCCCUGACCAUCCACAUGUUGAACACUCUGAUGGGCCAGCCUGCAACAGGCCUGGCCAUGCACCUGUCCCAGCUCGAAGGUUUGGAUUUCAGCUUUGCCAAUGUGGGUGGGCACUGCCCGCUCUUCCUGGCUCCUGGGCAGGUGAAGGCUGGCACAUACAAGCUGCACUUUGAUACUGGGGCUUACUGGCAGCAGCUGGGCUACACUAGCUUCUACCCCUAUGUGGAGGUUGUCUUCAUGGUCACAGAGCAAACCCGGAAGCUGCACAUCCCUCUGCCGAUCAGCCCCUUCUCCUAUACCACCUACAAGGGGAGCAAGAGCACAAGGGAGAGCAGGUCGGCCCCCGCGGCCAGCCUGGCCAUGGCUCCAGAGAUGGGCUGGAGGAAGUGACAUGAGAGAGGGGCUCAGGGGAGGGGGAGCUAUACUAUUAAAGGGUUCUUUCAACAGCACUUGCCUUAGCCUGACACACUCAGCUGCUCGUUAGUGAGCUCUGCGGAUCUGAGUGGUAAAGCAGCCAAGGAGACAGACAGCUCAGCUCCAGGAAGGGCAGCAUGGCUCUGCUGCUCAGGGGCCCAGUUCUCCCUGCUGGUGAGCACAGUCCCUCCAGAGCCAGCAGGGCUCAUCGCUCUUCCCAAGGCAGAGAGCUGUGCAUACAGAG
Chelonoidis abingdonii (Abingdon island giant tortoise) is the source of this 845-nucleotide messenger RNA. The record is from RefSeq and is a predicted model, not a curated record. Lineage: Eukaryota; Metazoa; Chordata; Testudines; Testudinidae.